Bufo gargarizans (Asiatic toad) is the source of this 1608-nucleotide messenger RNA. RefSeq names its product VPS26, retromer complex component A (gene VPS26A). Gene Ontology annotation, biological process: intracellular protein transport; retrograde transport, endosome to Golgi. The coding region runs from base 146 to 1126 and encodes 326 amino acids. The transcript has 9 exons. The record is from RefSeq and is a predicted model, not a curated record. Gene Ontology annotation, cellular component: retromer complex; endosome. NCBI's taxonomy places the organism in Eukaryota, Metazoa, Chordata, Amphibia, Anura, Bufonidae.
CACAUCACGCGGUUCUCCGGUCAGCUGACGGGUCACAGGGGAUUCGUGGCGUCAGGCGGUAUCCGCCCCCCGGAGUCACGUGACGGCGGCAGCGGGUGGAGCUGUGCGGUCGGUGCGGAGGGUCUAGUCUGCUCGGUGGGAGAAGAUGAGUUUUCUGAGUGGUUUAUUUGGUCCAAUUUGUGAGAUUGAAGUUGCGCUCAAUGAUGCAGAAUCCAGGAAGCUUUCUGAGAUUAAAACUGAAGAAGGCAAAAUUGAAAAACACUUCUUGUUCUACGAUGGGGAGUCAGUAGCUGGAAAGGUCAAUAUAGUCUUCAAGCAACCCGGUAAAAGACUAGAGCACCAGGGAAUACGAAUCGAGUUUGUUGGACAAAUCGAACUCUUCAAUGAUAAAAGCAAUACACAUGAGUUUGUAAACCUUGUCAAAGAAUUAGCCCUGCCUGGGGAGCUGACGCAAAGCAGAAGUUAUGAUUUUGAAUUCAUGCAAGUUGAGAAGCCAUACGAGUCCUACAUAGGUUCAAAUGUAAGAUUAAGGUAUUUCUUAAAGGUGACAAUAGUGAGACGUCUGACAGACUUGGUGAAGGAGUAUGACUUAAUUGUUCACCAGCUUGCCACAUAUCCAGAUGUCAACAACUCUAUAAAAAUGGAAGUUGGGAUCGAGGACUGCUUGCACAUAGAAUUUGAAUACAACAAAUCUAAGUACCACUUAAAAGAUGUCAUUGUUGGGAAAAUUUACUUCUUACUUGUCAGAAUAAAAAUUCAGCACAUGGAACUGCAGCUGAUUAAAAAAGAAAUUACUGGAAUAGGUCCCAGUACCACAACUGAAACUGAGACUGUUGCAAAAUAUGAAAUUAUGGAUGGGGCUCCAGUAAAAGGAGAGUCCAUUCCCAUUCGGCUGUUCGUUGCUGGCUACGACCCCACACCCACAAUGAGAGAUGUCAAUAAGAAGUUUUCUGUGAGGUAUUUCUUGAACUUGGUCCUUGUCGAUGAGGAAGACAGAAGAUAUUUCAAACAACAGGAGAUUAUUUUGUGGAGAAAAGCACCCGAGAAGAUAAGGAAAAGAACUAACUUUCAUCAACGAUAUGAAGGUCCUGACCCUCCAGCCUCAGCCGAGCAGCCUGAGAUUUAGAAGUGUGUACCCUACAACAGAUGAAGGACAGAACCAGGAAAAGGCCAAACGCCCAUCAGAUCGCCUUCCUUCAUCUGACACUGCUGUCCAUUGUACCACACCAAACAUUCUGCGGGUCUGUAUGUAAUUCCACUUGUACAUAUAUAAAUACCAAGUGCUUUUGCUGAAACACUGGACCUUUCUCAGACUAGCAUUUUAUAUAUAUAUCUCAUUUAAUUUUUAAUUUUGGGAUUCUGCAUAUGGAACAUGCAUCAAGCUAAAUCAAAUGUCUCAGUGUAUUCUCAUGCAUGUAGGCUGGGGUGUACAUUGAAACCAGGGCCUUACUCUGUGUGUGUCUUCAUAUACACUUAUUGCAUUGCACAUCUUGCUGCAAAUCCAUUUAUAUUUGUUUUGAACAGGCAGGUCUCCAAUUACUGUGAAUCAUCCCAAAAUUCAUAGGAUUCACUUUAGAAAUGAAGGCUUUAUUAAACAUUUUGAAGACA